Manacus vitellinus (golden-collared manakin) is the source of this 2614-nucleotide messenger RNA. It is a transcript of the gene AAGAB, whose product is annotated as alpha and gamma adaptin binding protein. Lineage: Eukaryota; Metazoa; Chordata; Aves; Passeriformes; Pipridae. Bases 1 to 909 code for a protein of 302 amino acids. The transcript has 11 exons. The record is from RefSeq and is a predicted model, not a curated record.
AUGAAGGACUUAAAACUCGGGGCAGAGCUCGUCAAACGUAUCACAGGGAAAGAUGACCUGACUGUGGGUGCAAUUACGAGUGGCAGAGUGAAUUUUUACCCCUGGACAAUCGAUAACAAGUAUUAUUCUGCAGAUAUCCAUCUCUGUGUGGUCCCAAACACGUUCCACGUCACCGGAGAAAUCGCCGAGUCCGUGCAGGCGUUCGUGGUGUACUUUGACAGCACAACAAAAACUGGGCUGGAAAGUGUCUCUGAGUGGCUGCCCCUGACAGAAGAGUGGCUGCCAGAGGUGCUGAUCCUGGUGUGCAACAGAGUGUCUGAGAACGGUGUAAACAGACAGAAAGCUCAAGAAUGGUGCAUCAAACAUGGCUUUGAGCUGGUAGAACUUAACCCUGAGGAGCUGCCUGACGAAGAUGAUGAUUUCCCCGAGUCCACCGGGGUGAAGCGGAUCGUGCAAGCCCUCAAUGCCAACGUGUGGUCCAACGUGGUCAUGAAGAGCGACAGGACCCAGGGCUUUGGGCUCCUCAGCACCUUGGCGGGUGCGAAUCGAAGCGUCGGCCCUGAAGAGACCCAAGAGACAGAAUCCAACCCUUCCCCAGCAGACAGAGAAGAUUCCCAGGCUGACAGCAGGGAAGAUGGAGCUGGGACAAACAACCUGCAGCUGGACAACGCUGCAGAUCCCAUGUUGGACAUGGACAUCCAGGAGUUGGCCAAUCUGACCACGAGAGAUGGGGACCUGGAGAACUUCGAAAGGCUGCUCUCAAAGCUGAAAGAAAUGAAAGAUAAAGCUGCCACGUUGCCUCAUGAACAAAGGAAGCUCCACGCGGAAAAGGUGGCCAAAGCCUUCUGGAUGGCAAUUGGAGGAGACAGAGAUGAGAUUGAAGGUCUCUCCUCAGAUGAAGAAAACUGAGUUCUUCUGUAGCUGCAAUUGCAGAGCAAUCCUGCAGGAAUGAUCUUUCCCUGUAAUUAAGUGUUUAUUGCCAAAAACCCCAUUUAUCUUUAGCCCCUCUCAUUGGGGAAAGGAUUCCCCGUGUCACUGUAGUGAGUUGAACAUUCCACACCAAUUCCUGGCUCCAGUGGGUUUGUCUGACUGUCCUUUGUCCUCUCCCAGAGGACUUUGGAAGGUGCCACGUGCGGUUCAAGGAAACAGGAAUGAGUUUACAUUUCUCAAAUGAACAUUUUUAUUGUUUCCUCCUCGGAGUUUAAAUAAACAAACGUGCUCCCAGUUAUCUUUGCACACGUGGCUGGGGGUUGGGAAGCGACUCCCUAAUUCCCAACUCCACGUGUUUGAUGGUUUUAUGGAGCUUUUUCCCAGUUCAAACUGAGCAGGUUUCUAUGAGCCAUGAAGAGGGAGCUGCUGAACUGUGCCCUGCUGGGGAUGCUGUGCCAAGGCUGCUGGUUCAUCCUGCCAGUGCCAAAGCCAUGAAAAAUGGCCCCUGGGCUCUGAUUCUGUUGGAAUUUUGUCUGUGUAACUAAGUGGGCCUUCCCUGGAAUGUCAGGUGUUGUCCAUGCUCCCUGGCCUUCCACUAGAAACUAAAUUUGGGAUGAAAUGCCAGACAGAUUUUUGCAGCUGUUCCAGGGUUGAAUUCCCUGCCCAAACCUCCUGCAAGGCCUGGCAGCACACACAGCCCUGCAGCUGGGGAGGCUGUCCUGAAUUCCUGAAUACCUAUGGAAAGCACUGGGAUUCCAAAGUGCCUCUGGAUGUGGUUAUUGCUCCCAGUCCUGGGGGUUCCCUGGGAGGCACCAGAGUGCCAGUGGCACUUGGCUGCUGUGUGGGAUCAGGGGUCAGGUGGAAUUCCCCAUCCUGAUGGAGUGUAUCCUCCCAGCACAGACCUGCUGGGGGGAAGGAAAACAAGAAGGAAGGUGGAGCCUGGUGAGGGAAUGAGAGGAGAAAGGGUAAAUCCAUCCUGGCUCCUUCUCUGCUACACUCAGUGGAUCAGUGGGAAGAGGCAGCCAACAGAUUCCCUUGUGCAAGAGUCCAACCCUCUCCAGUGCUUGUCUUUCCCUUUUCAAUCUGAAAAUCCACCCUGUUAAACAACCUUAGUCAGAAAGUUUGGAAUUAACUUUUCCAAAGUCUGGGUUUCCUGUCAGUAAAUUUCCCGAGUGCUGAGCCAUCGGUUUGCCAUCUGUUACCUGAUGGCUUUGCAUCCUGAAGGCACUUCCACAGUCACUCCUGACAUUCCUUGUCCCUUCUGAGAUAAAUCAAAGGAAAAUGAGCUCCUUGGAAUGCUGGAAAUCAUUUCCUGAGUCGAAACUGCAGCGUUUGGGAACAAGACCUGAAGCCUCCCUGGCAGUUUGUAAAUCAUUCCCAUCCAAACCUGAGCAGUGUUUUUAAGGAGAGACGUUCCUUUCCCAGGGAUACACGUGCAGACAUCCAAGGAAACGCCUGCCAGAGCCACCUCUGCCCACCAGCUGCCAGGCCUUGCCUUCUCCCAUUCUCUCCAGCCUUUUCCCAGCACAGGGAGCUGCAGGAAGGAUCUGAAGGUGGUUCAUUCCCAGCAGGGAAUGGUUUUCCGUCUUGGCUUCUUGGUACUUGAAGACUUUUUUUUUCCCUUUCCAAAUGUUUAUUGUGCAAUAAUGAUAAAUGGCAAAAGUGCAGAGGGAAUGAGUUGAGG